AUGGGACUACGAAAGAAGGGCGUGCACUUCACACUCUACGAAGAAGCGAGCCAGUAUUCUGCAGUAGGUGCUGGUAUUGGCUUUGGCCCAAAUGGCCUGCGGGCGAUGGAUCUGAUCGAGCCCGGCUUCCGCCCAAAAUACGAGAAGAUAUGCGUUGGAAACAAACCGGCCGACGCACAACACGUCUUCUUCGAGGGCUUACUUCUUGAAGAAGGCCUUGGCCAAGAUCAACCAUGGUAUGGUCAAUCGUCGUGGGGUCACCCUGAGUUUACUCGUAAAUCUGCCCACCGAAAGGCGUUGCUUGACAUCAUGACCAGUUUCAUCCCGACAGAAAGCGUCAGAUUCAACAAACGCCUGACAGAUAUCGAACAACAUUCAGACAAGGUUAGACUACGCUUCGCUGACGGCGAGGUUGCCUAUGCUAGCGUGCUUGCCGGUGCUGAUGGAAUUACGAGUAUAGUACGAAAGCAUGUCCUAGCACCUUUGUAUCUUACCCAAGUGCAGCCUGUGUAUGCACGCUCGUACUGCUACAGAGGUGUUAUCCCAAUAAACGAGGCCGAAGACAUCCUUGGAGACCUUACAGGUGUUGCCAAGUUUUACUUUGGCUACAGGCGAAGUGCCGUUACCUACCGGAUCACAGGUGGCGAGGAGUUCAACUUCCUUCUCUGCGCAGCCGAUGACAGGCCAUGGACAUCUGAGACAGGCGUGACGGAAAAAGUCACACACGAAGCUAUGAUGGCUGCUUUUGCGGGGCCUGGCGUAGAUGACCGCUUCCGUCGACUCCUCUCCAAGAUCAGCCCUAUCAAAUGGGGGUUCUUCCAUCACCCGCACACCGCGACUUACUAUCGCAACCGUGUGGCUAUCCUGGGCGACAGUGCGCAUGCAUCCCUACCCUUCCAGGCAGCCGGCGCAGCUCAAGGCGUGGAAGACGCCGUCAUCCUCUCCAACGUACUCGCAAAGGCGUCCCUCAGCCGUGCAAACGAAGACAUUUCGUCGCCGGUCAUUCGUGCAGCGCUGGACGCGUACGACUCCGUGCGGCGGCCGAGGGCGCAGAAGCAGCUCGAGCAAUCUGCUGAAGUAAGCCGUAUGAUUUUCUUCCAGCAUGAAGAGGCAGGGUCGGACAUGGGCAAGGUUUUGCCUCUGCUGCAGAACGGUCGGUUGGACUGGCUGUGGUUCCAUGACAUUGAAGAGGAUGUGCAGGCGGCAAUGUCCAAGAUGAAAGGAUGCACAGAAACUUGA
This is a messenger RNA of Didymella exigua CBS 183.55, 1239 nucleotides long. Its product is annotated as salicylate hydroxylase. The transcript has 5 exons. Lineage: Eukaryota; Fungi; Ascomycota; Dothideomycetes; Pleosporales; Didymellaceae. The record is from RefSeq and is a predicted model, not a curated record. Gene Ontology annotation, biological process: secondary metabolite biosynthetic process. Bases 1 to 1239 code for a protein of 412 amino acids. Gene Ontology annotation, molecular function: FAD binding.